AUGAACUUAGAAAUCUUACCCAAUGAAUUAUUCUUGAAAUUAUUCGAUUAUUUGACUAUUCUGGAUGUAUUUCAAGCAUUUGAGAAUCUUAACUUUCGUUUUCAAAGUCUCAUUCUGAUUUAUUGUCGUGAUAUUCGCUUGAAUUUUCAGGGAAUAUCCAAAACAAACUUCGAUAUCAUUUGCCGCAAAUAUCUGCCUUUAUUCGCCAAGCAAAUUCGUUCACUUCAACUCGCAAACGAUGAUGAUACUCCUCAACAAAUUCCUCUCUUCAUUUCCUAUGGUUUUCAUCUACAAAACUUCACUUUUUUGCAAACACUUUCCUUAUCGCAUAUUCAUUCGUCAUAUCUACUAGAUAAACUUCUUACCGAAUGUUCUCAUCUAUCCUUUCUCACCAGCCUAUCCAUCAUCAAUUGUCAAGUAUCAAUCAAUCACUCAACAGCUGAGCAUUUGCACAAUCAAAUUUGGAGUUUACCGAACUUAACUCAAUGUUACUUCGAUAUUCAUUCUCCUAACCGAAACCAUUUUCCAACGCCAACAAUCGUUUCCCAAUCGAUGAAAUCUCUAUCAAUUCCGAACAUAUCCUGCUAUUUAAAUCCAUUGAUACUUCUGCUUCAGUCCACACCAAACCUGGAAUAUCUAUCCAUUACUUAUAUCGAUUACAUUGAUCAAUACAAUAUGCCAUUACCCAUGCUUUCAAUCACACGAUUAAAACUGUCAUUCGAUUGUUCAUUGAAUAUUCUCAAAUAUCUUUUACAAAACCUUCCUAAUCUAUGUCAUUUAACUUUAGACACAUGUAAUCUUUACAUGAAUGGAUAUCAAUGGGAAGAAUUGAUCACGAGUUACCUUCCUAACUUGAAAAGAUUUCGUUUUAAAAUGAGAUUUUCACCGACAUUGGAUACUGAGAGAGAAGUGCAAAUGAAUGAGAUACUCGAUUCGUUCCGAACAAAGUUCUGGAUCGAAGAACAUCGAUGGUUCGUUCGAUGCCAUUGGUAUGCAUCCAACGAACAGUAUCGUUUAGAUUUCAUUGAUCUAUUCACUUUACCUUAUAUGUUCAAAGAGUUUCUUAGCUACACAGGAUGUAUCUUAGCGAAAUCAACAUGUGCAUCGGAUGAUUGCUUCUGGUCUUAUGAUCAAGUGAAUCAAUUAUGCUAUGGCUCAUCGCAUUUCACCAGUUCCAUCAUGUCUCGCAUACGCUUUUCGAAUAUCGAACAUCUGUCAUUAUCAUUACCUUAUAACGAACAAUUCUUAUUAGUUAUUCCGAAACUCGAUCGAUUGGUUUCAUUAUUUGUCUCGAUUAAUAAGCAUAAAGAUACGAGUAGCAUUCCAUCGCAAUUGCAAUUAUUAUUAGAUCGAGCAAAAUACUUGACAACAUUAAGCUUUGGAUCAUGGGGUUCGACGAGUUUAGAAAUGCUAUUUACGAAUAUUGUGAAUAAAACAAUACGGAAACUGAAUUUUCAAGGAUAUAUUUGCGGUAAAAACUGGCGUUGUUUCGACGAGAAGCAAUGCCUUGAAUUGAUUCAUUCACCAUUAGGAGUUCAAUGUGAAACUUUAUUGAUCAAAGUCAAAAACCGUAUAUGCAUAUAUAAUCUGGUCAAAGAAAUGCAACGUCUUCAAGCGUUAAACGUUCGAUGUGAAAAUGAUCGAUGGACACAGGAGAAUAGUUUAUCAUCAUCGGCUCGCGAUGACUUGAUCGAAUGGUUGAAAGAGUGCGUGCCUAGAUCAUGUGUGAUUACGAGAGAUACGUAUCGAAUCGGUGAUAUUCGAUUAUGGAUUCGAUAA
This is a messenger RNA of Adineta ricciae, 1779 nucleotides long. The record is from the annotation of a GenBank genome assembly. Lineage: Eukaryota; Metazoa; Rotifera; Eurotatoria; Adinetida; Adinetidae.